AUGAAGCUGUCAAAAAUUGUAGCUGAGGAAGAAAAGGUGAAGCUACUUUUUUUUUUUUUCCUUAUCAGAAAUUUUUGUUUAUCGGGUGGAUUUUGCGCUCGCCGCCUUGUGGCAGAAUUUUAUCACCGAAAAGCUGACGUCGAAGACAACCUUGGAACAAGAAGAAGCAAAGCAAGCAACAGACAAGCAGAGGACGAGACUGAGAGACUGAAAAGAAGCCAGUCAGAGACAGGAAUAAAGCAAGGGGAUAGGAGAAGAAAAGAAAAGAAGCGACUGCCACAAUGCAUUCCCAUCUGCACACAAAAGACAACAUCAGUAGACUGCGAGGAGGUCAUGACAAUGCUGGACGAAUGCCACGCAAAGGGCUUCAUGCACAAAGUCUUCGGAAACUGCAACGAUAUCAAGCGAGAAGUCAACCGCUGCCUGUACGCCGAGAGACUGAAGCGGGCAUCCCGGAACCGAGAGAAGGCUAGGGAGAACAGGGCGAGAAUCGAGAAGCUGUGGGACGAGGAUGCGGCACAAGGACAGAUGAAAUCGAGCAGUUAA
Messenger RNA from Trichophyton benhamiae CBS 112371, 546 nucleotides. RefSeq names its product UPF0287 family protein. The transcript is spliced from 2 exons. Bases 1 to 546 code for a protein of 181 amino acids. Lineage: Eukaryota; Fungi; Ascomycota; Eurotiomycetes; Onygenales; Arthrodermataceae. The record is from RefSeq and is a predicted model, not a curated record.